Messenger RNA from Closterium sp. NIES-65, 1629 nucleotides. NCBI's taxonomy places the organism in Eukaryota, Viridiplantae, Streptophyta, Zygnematophyceae, Desmidiales, Closteriaceae. The record is from the annotation of a GenBank genome assembly.
AUGGCCCCGUCUAGGCCCCUUGCGGCCCCUCUGCAGCCCCGUCACCGCCACCUUCGGCCCCGCCGCCGCCGCCUGCGGCCCCGUUGCCGCCACCUGCGGCCCCGUUGCCGCCACCUGCGGCCCCGUUGCCGUCACCUGCGGCCCUGUCGCCCUCCCCUAGCGGCCCCGUCACCGCUCAGCCGCCCAGUGACCGAACCGCCGAGCAGCCAAGCAGCCGAGCCGCCCAGCAGCCGAGCCACCCAGCCGCCGAGCCGUCGGGCCGCCCAGCACCCGAGCUGCCCAACAGCCGAGCCGCCCAACAGCCGAGCUGCCCAGCAGCCGAGCUGCCGAGCCGCCGAACGCCCUACUGUCGAGCCGCUGCUGUUCCUGCUGGUGCGCCCCGGCUCUACUUACUCGGACUGGGUCGAUGAUCUCCAGGUAUUUCUACAGUGCGAUAGGGCAGACAGACUCUCUCUAUUUGAUCUCACCUCUGGUGUUUCUCCCACCCCACCUGCGAUUGCUGACAGCACUGUUCGCUCACACUGGGCCACACGCGAUGCUGCUGCUCGCCUUGUUGUGCGUCGCCACUUACCAACCGCUGAGCGUGCGCACUUUAGCCAAUACAAGAGUGCUAAGACCUUGUACGACGCUGUAGUUGCACGCUACUCCUCCCCUGCCACUGCUGCUCUUAGUCGCCUCAUGCUGCCGUACCUGUUCCUGCUGCUUUUCCCACAGUCGCUAACCUUAUCACUCACCUUUGCACUAGUGACAUUCACUACCGCGCUGCGCUUCCUACUGAGUUCUGUGCCAAGAACCCCCCCCCCCAUGUACAUCACCCUCUACUACAUAGUCACCCGCCUCCCUGACUCCCUUCGCUUAGUCAGGGACCACUUCCUCUCAGUUUGCCCCACCACACUCACCGUCGACCUCCUCGAGGAGCGCCUCCUAGCAGCAGAGAAGAGCAUAUUCGCUGUAGGAGCCUCUCGUGGUGACCCUCGCACCCCCGUCUUUGAGGGGUGUUCCCCCUCCCCCCUCUUGCCCACUGUUGCUUCUGUUGCUGCGGCCGACCUUGUUGGUUUUGAGUCGGUCGGCGCUGCGUCUGCCCCGGGCUGGAGACGCCACACCGGCAAGGGCAAGGGGGGCAAGGGCGCUGGAGGGGCUAGCGGGGGCAGUGGAGGUGGUGGUGGAGGCAGUGGAGGGGGUGGGGGUGGUGGUGGUAGUGGUGGCGGGGGUGGAGGUGUCGGUGGCAGCAGUGGAGGCGGAGGAGGCGGCGGCGGUGGCGGAGGGAGUGGUGGAGGCGGCGGAGGUGGCAGAGACGGCGGAGGUGGCGGAGGCGGCGGCGGCAGCAGUGGACCUAGUCGCGGCUCUGCGCAGAGGAGUGGCUCCGCUGGUGGUCCGCGCCAGAAGCAGCGGAGUGGUGUGACUCUGUCCCCUCAGCAACUUCGUGAGUGGUACGCUGCGCGUCAGCGCGGUGGGGGUACUGGUCCCUGCACCUACGUUCUCCGUACCGGCGACCCCGCUGGUGAGCAGUACGGGGGCCUGCACUCCACCCAGCGCUGCUUUGGCCGCCUAACGGACGCGUGGCGGCACCAGUUCCCAGAGGCCUCUGAGAUCCCUCGCUGGGGAGAGUUGUCUAGGGCGCGCUGGUGA